CGCAGCUGUGCCCACACUAUGUACAGAGGUGUGCACACUAGUGUACCUCUUGCCUCAGUCAUAGAAGCAUCUCCCUCUCUCUUUCUCUCUCUCUCGGUCCUUCCUUCGUUUAGCAGUAACAAGAGUCGUCCUUCGACGUUAAUGAUGCAGCGGAAAACAGUGUACGUGUUGUUGAUGACUGCUGGUGUCUUCUCUCUCCUGGUAUUCCACCUGGUACCUAUGAAUAUGUCUUACAAUACCAAGUUCGUCAGGUACAUGACAGCACCGAUGGCUGACACUCCUCACCCAGUAGUCUGUACACCGGUCAAGCCUUUUUACACGGAAACUGAGCUCAAAGGUCCAAAAAUGAACAAAAGUUUGCUGCCAGAGGCCUGGUGCUUACCUCAGUCAAGAUACCUGCCUCUACCCACAGACAACAUGCAUAAUUGUUCACUGCCUUACGUCUCAAUGAGCACAAACGGACGACUUGGCAACAAAAUGUGUCAGUACAUGUCUCUAGCACUACUAAGGAAGGUGUUUGGGAUACGGGUUGCAAUGGUUGAAGGUAUGAAGCACCAAAUCGGACCAUUCUUUCCUAAGUUAUCCAUACCUGUGGAAGACCACAAGUGUUUUCCCGGCCACAAUACUACAAGUGACUACAAUGACCUUUACCUCAAGCUCAUUGAAUGGAGUGGAGGACGACUGCCAUCCAUAGCUGACUCCCAACUCUAUCCCUAUCCACUUAAAGUAUCCACUUACGUCCAGGACUAUCCGUGUCCCAGAACAUUACUGCUGCCACUUAGAGACCACUUUCGCGAGGAAUUAUCGUUUCAACCAGAAACGAUGAAAAAAGCUAGACAGAUGCUUGAUGAUGCGCUUAAAACUGUACGAGAUAAUUCUACCCAACCAAUGACCGUAAUUACUGUCCACAUACGCCGCACUGACUACAUAACAUAUAUAACGUACAGACAUCAUUUAUUACCGCUACGAAUGAUAUAUUUCGCGAAAGCAUUUAACUACUACAGACUGAGGUACGCCCGUCCUGUGUUUGCAAUGACCAGCGAUGAUCCAAAGUGGUGCAAAGAAAAUCUUGUGGACAAAGAUGUUGUUUUUGCUGGUGGUGAUGAUCCUGUGGUGGACAUGGCGAUCCUGACCCUGGGUGACCACCACGUCAUAACCUAUGGCACCUAUGGCUUCGUCAGCGCCUUCCUAGGUAGAGGAACUAUCGUCUUCCCCGACACCUACGGGGAGCCUUACACCUACUGCUUCAACUCGACCUUCUUCCAACCACUCUACAGGGAUUAACAUCUACAAAACCCCAACUGCUACUUUAAUGGAACAUUUCAUUGAUAAUGAGGAAAUGGCAUGGUGAUACCGACAAGAUGUACAUAAGUGUCUUUUUCCACAUUUCAUUGAUAGUUUUACUUCACCAGUUCGUUGUUUACAGUCUUGUAUCAUGAAUGUUUUACUGUGAUAACAUAAGAACAUAAGAAAGAAGGAACACUGCAACAGGCCUACUGACCCAUGCGGAGCAGGUCCAUGUAAUUCCCCCGGAUUAGGUCAAUGACCUCCCCCCCGGAUUAGCCCAAUGACCCACCCAGUCUGAUCAUCUCCACUCAAGGAUGGAGCACUGCACCAGACCCAGCAGCACAAGCUAGUCAGGUCCAACUCACACCCACUCAUGUAUUUAUUAACUGAUGAUCUUGUAUCUAUUAAGCUUUCUUGGAGGACUAACUCUCAAUUAUCUCAUGUUAUCCAUGUUAUAUAAGGGAGUAACUUAAUUUUGAUGACCUUUCAAGUUUUACUGCGGCACUAACUAAGCCAUACCACAGGUGGGGAUAGAACCCGCGAUCAGAGAGUCACAAAACUCCAGACCGACGCGCUAGCCACUAGCCCAGUGGUUAGCGCGUCGGCCUGGAGUUUUAUGACUCUCUGAUCGCGGGUUCUAUCCCCACCCGUGGUAUGGUUUGUUUGCAAUCGUGUCAUUACGAUUUCGUGAGGCACUAAUCACUGACUGCAUUGUUACACAACUGUUAAGUACCAUGAAGGGAUUCAACACACACUGUCAAGGCUGAGGGACUGAUUACCUCAUUAUCUACUGUCUCCAGUUUAUACUGUAAUCUUAGUAUUGAACUGAAAUAAAAACAUCGCUUGGCGAAACGUUUUCAUAAUAAAACUACACAGGUGUGA
Messenger RNA from Cherax quadricarinatus, 2169 nucleotides. Its product is annotated as galactoside alpha-(1,2)-fucosyltransferase 2-like. Gene Ontology annotation, biological process: carbohydrate metabolic process. Gene Ontology annotation, cellular component: membrane. Gene Ontology annotation, molecular function: galactoside 2-alpha-L-fucosyltransferase activity. The record is from RefSeq and is a predicted model, not a curated record. Lineage: Eukaryota; Metazoa; Arthropoda; Malacostraca; Decapoda; Parastacidae.